Molecule: messenger RNA, 1868 nt
Organism: Electrophorus electricus (electric eel)
Lineage: Eukaryota; Metazoa; Chordata; Actinopteri; Gymnotiformes; Gymnotidae
Gene: eed
Product: embryonic ectoderm development
Molecular function (GO): protein binding
Source: RefSeq, a predicted model, not a curated record
GCGAGCUCGACCGAAUAAAUAUUGUUUGUAAAAGGCCCCCCCCUAGUGUACGAAAAUUUAGUGGCACGUUGAAUCACUUUGCAACAGUGUGGCACCACCUGCUUUCUGGCAGUGUGACUACAGUGUUCACCCGGGGAAGAAGAUGAGGGGGAAGAUGUCUGAGGCUCAUGCCGAGGCGGGAAACGAAAUGCCGGCAAAAAAGCAGAAACUGAGCAGCGAUGAAAACAGUAACCCUGACCUUUCUGGAGACGAAAACGACGAUGCUGCAAGCAUCGAGAGCGGCACGAACGCCGAGCGCCCAGACACUCCCACUAACACCGCCAAUGCCCCGGGCAGGAAGAGCUGGGGCAAAGGCAAGUGGAAGUCGAAGAAAUGCAAAUACUCCUUCAAGUGUGUUAACAGUCUGAGGGAGGACCAUGGCCAGCCUUUGUUUGGUGUCCAGUUCAACUGGCAUAGCAAGGAGGGCGACCCCCUUGUCUUUGCCACAGUGGGAAGCAACAGAGUCACCUUAUACGAAUGUCAUUCUCAAGGAGAAAUUCGUCUCCUGCAGUCUUACGUAGAUGCAGAUGCUGAUGAGAACUUCUAUACCUGCGCAUGGACCUAUGACACCAGCACCAGUCACCCUCUCUUGGCGGUGGCUGGCUCUCGCGGCAUUAUCCGCAUCAUCAACCACAUCACUAUGCAAUGCGUUAAACAUUAUGUAGGGCACGGAAACGCCAUCAAUGAGCUCAAAUUUCACCCGAGAGAUCCCAAUCUUCUGCUGUCAGUAAGCAAAGACCAUGCACUGCGUCUGUGGAACAUUCAGACGGACACUCUCGUAGCCAUAUUUGGUGGUGUGGAGGGCCACAGAGAUGAGGUCUUGAGUGCGGACUUUGACCUCCUCGGUGAGAAGAUCAUGUCCUGUGGAAUGGAUCACUCUCUCAAGUUGUGGAGGAUCAACUCGGAGAGAAUGCAGAAAGCAAUAAGAGGUUCUUAUGAGUACAACCCCAGCAAGACCAACAGGCCUUUUGUAUCUCAGAAGAUCCAUUUUCCAGACUUCUCCACAAGAGAUAUACAUAGAAACUAUGUUGAUUGUGUGCGCUGGCUUGGGGAUCUAAUCCUGUCUAAGUCCUGUGAAAAUGCUAUUGUGUGUUGGAAACCUGGGAAGAUGGAAGAUGAUAUUGACCAUAUCAAGCCCAAUGAGUCCAAUGUGACUAUUUUGGGCCGCUUUGACUAUAGCCAGUGUGACAUCUGGUACAUGCGCUUCUCCAUGGACUUCUGGCAGAAGAUGUUAGCUCUAGGAAAUCAGGUCGGGAAACUCUAUGUCUGGGACUUGGAAGUAGAAGACCCUCAUAAAGCAAAGUGCACCACCCUCACCAUACCAAAAUGCACAUCAGCUAUCAGACAGACCAGCUUCAGCAGGGACAGCAGUAUUCUCAUAGCUGUGUGUGACGAUGCCUCUAUCUGGCGCUGGGACAGACUACGCUGAUGAGUCAUCAUUCCUGAAACGGGUUGAAAUUACUGCUCUUCACAUGGGGGGGUCCUGCUGGCCGAGGAGCUUGGACAAUGGAUGCUCAUUGUGUCCAAUAUCCUUAGGCUGUGGAAGCUGCUCAAUGUGGUGCCCCCUAUCAGUGACCAUUCCCCAAUAUCAGGCAGUUCCUGGCAUUGCAUAAUUCCCCUUUUUCUCUUCGGAAAUUGCUUUGAGGAUAAUCAAAACUGUUCUCUGACGAAGUCUUGGAUACUAAUCUACACAUGUAUAUCUCCUGAAAACAUUAACUGGGGCAAGUAAAGUGCUUCCAUUUAUUUAAGUUAGGUUACCUCAGAUGUGUUGCACCUCUGCUUUUUUGUCACCUUUUCUGUCUUUAAUAAAUACCUAUUUUUUAACAGUU